This is a messenger RNA of Momordica charantia (bitter melon), 690 nucleotides long. RefSeq names its product DIS3-exonuclease-like protein. The record is from RefSeq and is a predicted model, not a curated record. NCBI's taxonomy places the organism in Eukaryota, Viridiplantae, Streptophyta, Magnoliopsida, Cucurbitales, Cucurbitaceae.
AGAAAAUGAAAUAAAAUAAAAUUCAAAAUCCAGAAAAUUUUGGCAGUGGGCCCCACCUAGCCGCUUGCUACCAGUCUUUCACCUCCAUUUGCAUAAACUCCAUUCUGCAAUCUUCCAGAGCUCUCCCUCUCUCCUCCAAAUUUUGCAGAGCCCAAAAUCCUCCGAACCCUAUAAUUUUCCGGCGACUGUGAUCGGCGUUUCUCCGUCUCCGGUAACGAUGUUGCAGUUCUUCUUCACACUGGCUUUCUCCGCAGUUCCUUUGACUCUCUACGUUCCGCCACUCCGGAGCUUGAAUCUCUUCGUCGAGACCAUGGAAGAGAUACUUCGGGAGUCUAGAACGUACACCAAUCGGGUGUAUCCGCGAGCUCGGCAUGUUUGGUUGAGGGUUUUGGACUGUGUUCUUUGCAGCACCAGGUAGAUAUUUCUCUAGAUUUCGAAGUUCACAACUCCGAUCUCAGUGUACAUAUUCUUUGAUUUCUUUUCGAUUUACUUCUUCUUCUUCUUCUUCUUCUUGCGAUGAUGAUGAUGGUGAGAUUUGGAUGUGUGGUUGUGAUGCUGAUGUAGUUGCGGAAUUCUGUUAUAAAUUGCUGAAUAUAAGAGGAUGUGUUUCUGGUUAAUUCCAGAAAAAUAAGGAGAUGAUGUCUAGUUAAUAUACGCGCAGAGAUGCUCUGUUUCUCUCUUUGCAUUCAA